Molecule: messenger RNA, 1437 nt
Organism: Peronospora matthiolae
Lineage: Eukaryota; Oomycota; Peronosporomycetes; Peronosporales; Peronosporaceae
Source: the annotation of a GenBank genome assembly
AUGAUGAUGAACAGCCGCUAUGAGAUGGUAUUCCCGCUACGAAAAAAAAGUGAAGUCACGAAAGCAUUUAAAAGGUACUGUCACGAUAUCAAAAUCGACUGCGGCUUAGACGUGAAGGCACUACGCAGUGAUAACGGCGGUGAGUACCUUAAUGACGAGAUGACUCGAUUCUGCCAUCAAGAGAUGAUAAAGCAAGAGUUCACAGUGCCGUAUAAUCCGAAGCAGAAUGGCAUGGCGGAGCGGCUUAAUCGCACACUAGGCGAGAUGACGCGCUGUAUGCUGAGCGAAUCCAAGAUGGAUAAAACAUUCUGGUGUGAGGCGAUGCUGACCGCUGUGGAUAUUCUCAACGUUCUUCCACGAGCUUCAAGUCCGAACCUGAGCCCGUUCGAGAUGGCGUUCAAGCGCAAACCUCGUAUGGAUAUAAUGCGCGUAUUUGGAAGUCUUUGCUACGCGCAUAUUCCCAAACAGAAUCGAAACAAGUUGUACCUCUCCGGUGUGCGGUGUAUCAUACUCGGAUACGCCAAACAACACAAAGCGUAUCGACUUCUGAAUACAGCGACUGGAAAAGUGUUCGUUUCCCGGAGUGUGACUUUUGUGGAAACUGCGGUGGAACAGACACGCAAAGAAGAUACGCCUAGUGUAAUUGACGUCGUUGGCGAUGGCGAAGAUAUGCAGGAUCCAAGGGACCACGCAAUAAGCGAUGAGGGAACCUGCACGCCGGUACCAGGAAGUCCGAUUAUGACACCAAAUACACGCAAGAAGCAAGCAAUCAAGCGCUACGAGCAAGAGUUUCCCAAUCUACGGCGAGGAACCUUCAACCUUGACGACUAUGACGCUAGCUACGCGACACAGUACUGUUUGAGCGCCAAAGAGGAUGUUGAAAGCGCAUCGACAUACUCUCAAGUGUUAGAAAGCAAGCACAAGGACGACUGGAUACGUGCAAUGAAAAGUGAGAUUCAAGCUUUGACACAGCACGACACAUGGACGCUUCAAGAUUUACCCUCGGACAAAAGAUCAAUAGGGUGCAAGUGGGUAUUUCGCAUAAAACGCAAACCUAACGGAGAAAUCGUGAAGUUCAAGGCACGACUCGUAGCGAAGGGAUUCACCCAGCGUCCUGGUGUGGACUAUUUUGAGACGUUUUCUCCAGUAGCACGAGAAGAGUCAAUCAACGUUGCUAUAGCACUUGCGGCGGAGCAAGAUUUGAUAAUGGAGAACGUUGACGUUGACACCGCUUUCCUCUACGGCGAAGUCAAGGAAGAGAUCUACAUGGAUCAGCCGGAUGGAUUUGUUGACAAGCAACACCGUGACAAGAAGUGUCAUGAAGAAUGGAUCGGAAGGAUGAGUAGCAACGGUAGGAACGAGUUGGCACUCAAACAUAAUUCACUUUUGGUUUUGCUGCUUCGACCAACAGUCAUCUUCACUUCAACGCUCUGCUAA